Ctenocephalides felis (cat flea) is the source of this 2694-nucleotide messenger RNA. Its product is annotated as probable 2-oxoglutarate dehydrogenase E1 component DHKTD1 homolog, mitochondrial. The record is from RefSeq and is a predicted model, not a curated record. Gene Ontology annotation, biological process: tricarboxylic acid cycle. NCBI's taxonomy places the organism in Eukaryota, Metazoa, Arthropoda, Insecta, Siphonaptera, Pulicidae. Gene Ontology annotation, molecular function: oxoglutarate dehydrogenase (succinyl-transferring) activity; thiamine pyrophosphate binding.
UUUCCGAAGAAGAAUUGCAGUCUAGGCAAAAACAAUGCAACUUUUACAGAUGGGUAGAAUCGUAUAGAAAACACGGUCACAAAAUUGCAAAUGUGGAUCCUGUUAAUUUUAAACAAAUACCCAGUACAUUGCCAGUAUUAAACGAAUCCAGAUACGGAUUGACAGAGUCGGAUCAGCUGAAUUUUAGGGGCAUCCUUGGUUCAAAUACAGAAAGUGGAACUGUUAAAGAAGCCUCUCAAUUUUUAAGGGAUGUUUAUUGCGGAGAAAUUAGCGCCGAAUUCGACUAUAUCGAGAGUGAAGAAGAACUCCAAUGGUUCGCCAAGAACUUCGAAACUUUACCAAGUCAAGAAUGCACGAACGAAGAUCGCAAAGUUUUUGCCGAACUUUUGGUAAAGUCCCAGACAUGGGACAACUUUUUAGCCACAAAAUUUGGAUCAUUAAAACGAUAUGGCGGUGAAGGAGCUGAGAGCCUUUUGGUGUUUUUAAAUGAAAUUUUGAAACUAUCAGCUAAAGAUAAUUUGGAGCACAUGGUUUUGGGUGCAGCCCAUCGUGGCAAAUUCAAUUUUCUCACCGGUUUGCUAAAAUGUCCACCAAAAAAAAUGUUCAAGAAGUUUAAAGGCUUUCCUGAAUUUCCUCCGACUGCCAAGGCUAUGUGUGAUAUAGCUAGUCAUUUCAAUGCUUCCGUGGAUUUAAAAAUCGAUGGCAAGACUCUUCAUGUAUCAAUGUUGCAUAAUCCAUCACAUCUUGAGGCAGUCAAUCCAGUUUCUAUGGGUAAAACUAGAUCCAAACAGAUGACCACUCAGGAUGGCUCUUUUUCAAAUUUUCCUACACAGAGAUGGGGCGACAAAGUUCUAAACGUACAGAUGCAUGGUGAUGCUGCAUUUGCAGGACAAGGUAUCAACCAGGAAUGUCUUAUGAUGACAGGGACGCCACAAUUCGAAAUUGGAGGAACUAUACACAUGGUCAUAAAUAACCAAGUUGGUUUUACAACUCCAGGCGACCGUGGACGUCAGACCAAAUAUUGCACCGAUUUGGCCAAAAGUAUUUGUGCGCCAGUACUGCACGUAAAUGGUGACAACCCAGAGAUGGUUUGCAAGGCCACACGUCUGGCCUUUGAGUAUCAAAGGCGUUACAGAAAAGACGUUUUUGUGGACCUAAAUUGUUUCAGAAGGUGGGGCCACAAUGAAUUGGAUGACCCUACGUUUACUAAUCCGUCUCUGUAUAAUAUUAUACAUAAUAGAAAGUCAGUUCCAGAUUUGUAUAGCGAAAAACUAGUCUCACAAGGCAUUUUAACGUCCGAAGAAGUUUCCAAAAUUGCAAAAGAUUACACGGAUUAUCUUAAUGGAGAAUUGCAGACUGUCGAUAGUUAUGAACCAGAGGAGUCGUACUUAAAAAAACAAUGGCAAGGUUUUCAACAAGCACCAAGUGCAAUCACAGAAUGGGACACAGGAGUGGAUCCAUCUUUACUAAUGUACAUAGGCCAAAAUUCAGUGAAAUACCCCGAAGAUUUCAAUGUUCACCCAACUCUAAAAAAGCACCACAUAGCAAACCGCAUCAAAAAAGUGAACGACGGCGAAAAAAUCGACUGGGCGACUGCUGAAGCGAUGGCAAUAGGUAGUUUGAUGUACCAAGGGCACAACGUGCGUAUAAGUGGUGAAGAUGUUGGUAGAGGUACCUUUUCGCAUCGACAUGUAAUGUUGGUCGAUCAAAAGUCAAAUGAAAUGUUUAUACCUUUAAAUUCGAUGGAAGGAGGUCUUGGUGGAAAAUUGGAAGUUGCAAACAGUAUUUUAUCCGAAGAAGCAGUUUUAGGUUUUGAGUACGGAAUGGCUAUAGACAAUCCAAAUAAUUUAAUUAUUUGGGAAGCCCAAUUUGGUGACUUUUUCAAUGGUGCACAGAUUUUGAUUGAUACGUUUAUUGCAAGUGGAGAAACAAAAUGGUUAUACUGCAACGGCAUGGUCAUGCUUCUACCUCACGGCUACGACGGAGCAGCCUCGGAGCACUCCUCCUGCAGAAUCGAAAGAUUUUUGCAAAUGACUGAUAGUAGUGAAACUACUCCUGAUGGUGAUGACGUCAAUAUGCACGUCGUAAAUCCUACUACACCUGCUCAAUAUUACCAUCUACUCCGAAGACAAAUUAUUAGGAAUUUCCGCAAACCUUUGAUUGUCGUUGCUCCAAAGACUUUAUUGAGACUGAGCGAAGCUUCAUCGAGUUUGAUGGAGAUGGCGCCUGGAACGACGUUCCAACCAGUAUUGGGUGAUAAAUCUGUGAAUCCUAGCGAUGUAAAUAAAGUAAUAUUCUGCAGUGGAAAACAUUAUUAUGCUCUGGAUGCAGAAAGACAAGCCAGAAAUGCUAAAGAUGUGGCCAUUGUGAGGUUGGAAUCAAUUUGUCCUUUCCCUUUGCAUUAUAUACAACAAGAGCUUUCGAAAUAUACAAAAGCAAGAACAUUUAUUUGGAGUCAAGAAGAGCACAGAAACAUGGGCGCUUGGUCGUUUGUGCAACCGAGAUUUGAAAAUUUAGCAGGAACAAAGAUAAAAUAUACCGGGCGUGAUGUGGCAGCGACACCUGCCGUCGGCGUCGGCAAAUGGCAUCAAGAACAAGCCAAAGCCGUCGUCACAGAUCCAUUUGAUUUUAAACAAUAAUAAUAUUAAGUCUGAAUUUAAUUAAGAACCAAACUGAGUAUUAAAUCAAUUACUG